Messenger RNA from Theileria parva strain Muguga, 1821 nucleotides. RefSeq lists its product as uncharacterized. The coding region runs from base 1 to 1803 and encodes 600 amino acids. Lineage: Eukaryota; Apicomplexa; Aconoidasida; Piroplasmida; Theileriidae. The record is from RefSeq and is a predicted model, not a curated record. The transcript has 5 exons.
AUGAAACACUCCACUUCCAGUCCUAAUCACAGUACCAAUUCUAAUCACAGUACCAAGUCAACCCCCAGGAAAAGGAAAGAUAAUUCUUCAAAAUCUAAAAAUUUUAACUUUUCAGUCAAGACACUAGGCGGAAAUUUGAGUACAUCCGAGUCAAGUUUAGCUCCAGCCAGUUCGAGUCUGGACCCUGAUCCAGAUGAAUGUGCGCUGAGGUCAUCCGAAGUGAUAGAUAAUUUUAACUUAAACAAUCUGAAACAGCUGGAGCAAUGUUAUUUCCACUGUUACACCGGACCAAACACACAAAAUUAUCAAGAUCCAAAUUCUCACGUACCAACUCUUAGAGGAACAAAGUUUGUGAGAUCGAAGUUUGGUGUGUCGACGAAGUUUAGAGGAUCAAAGUUUGGGGAACCGAUGUUUCCAGCUUUUGAGAUGGGUGAAUCAGAUGUUUCAUCACAAAACUCACUAUUAAAUGAUGUUUGGUUUGCGGAGUUUAAUUUUCCGGUUGAUUUGGAGACUUUUAAAGACAUUGUAACCGAUGCGGCCAGGUCACUGGAGGAAAAGGGGCCAGUGCCUAGAGUUAAGAAAACGUUUAAAAGUACAAUUUUUGAUCCUGAAAUUGGUCAACACAUAACGCACAUUAGGAGAUCUAGCACUGAUUCCAUUAGUUCAGUACGGAGUAUCCGCAGCAGUCAAGAUAGCUCACACCUGACAGAGGUUGGUAUGGAUCCAACCACCGACACACCUGUGGAUACAUCUGUGGAUACAGCCGUGGAUAUGUCUGUGGAUACGUCUGUUAGUUCAGCUGCAAGUCCUGAAUUUAAACCGCACAGUGAUUCAAUUAACUACUUCCCCGACACUGACGACAGAUACUACCCCGUAACCAAACGAGCCACAUCCCACAAGAGGAAUACCACACAACCUGUAAAUAUAGCCAAAAAUUAUCAAAUUAAUGAUCCAAACACACAAAUCGCAGACUCCCUCAUCCCAUCUGACACGCUCAUCCCAUCUGACACUCUCAUCCCAUCUAACACUUUAGACUCACAAACUGUAGGUCCAUUGACUGUAGACCCAGAAACUCUAAACUCAUCUAACACUUUAGACCCAGUGACUCUAGGUACAGUGACUGUAGACUCGGGUACAGAUUCGUUAAUGGCGAGAGGUUAUAAAUCGGAGGGAAUGUUGUAUAAUUAUGUGAAGCCUAGGAUAAAGGAUGUGUCAUACUUGAAGAGUGAUGGGUUUAAGCAAGUGUUGUCGAGGUGCCCAUUUUUAAAUGGGCCUAACAUGGACAAUAAAAUCGCAAUUGAUAAAUCACGCACAGUCAUUAAAAAACUACUCAAACAGCACAAUCAAAAACAUUACGAAGAUAACAAAUAUCACUUCCAACCCUUCAUCGGAGUUCGAAGGGGAAGAUGUGAGAAUGAGAUAUUGGAGGGGGUGAACCGUUCAUUAUAUCACAGAUUUACGAGUUCAGAUCGCAGGAAAUUGUGUAAAAGCCUAAUGCCAAGAAUUUAUAAAAAAUUCAAAAAUCUCAACUACCUACAACACUCCGAUAAAAAAACUCUACUCAAAAGGAUGAACAUGGCGAUUGAUAAUUAUUUAUCAAUUUGUUUAUCCAAGAAAAAGUACGAAUUCAUCUUUAGUGAUGAUUACCCACUCACUCAAGAACAUUUUCAUACACGAGGAGUGUAUGGUGGAGUGAUACCAUGGCGUGUGAAGUAUGUGAGUGGUGAGCCAUUUCAACUUUUAAACUUCACGAAUCAUGCAACAAACAUCGGACAAAUCAUCAAACAAAUAAUUAACAACUAAUAUAUUAUUCAAACUUUA